Penicilliopsis zonata CBS 506.65 is the source of this 1820-nucleotide messenger RNA. RefSeq lists its product as hypothetical. Gene Ontology annotation, molecular function: metalloendopeptidase activity. Gene Ontology annotation, biological process: proteolysis; peptide metabolic process. The transcript is spliced from 6 exons. NCBI's taxonomy places the organism in Eukaryota, Fungi, Ascomycota, Eurotiomycetes, Eurotiales, Aspergillaceae. The record is from RefSeq and is a predicted model, not a curated record. The coding region runs from base 1 to 1761 and encodes 586 amino acids.
AUGUAUGACAGACUCCUUAUGACUCUCUCUACCCUUUCCAUACUCUACCAGCUAUUCUUCUUCCGUUAUUCAAAUGAGACCUAUUCCCACGGCCGAGGAGGUCCUCCCCACCAUGCAGCGCAUCGUCGACCGGUACAAUGCCUUUAUAAAAACCAAAACAUCGAUCAAUACGGGAAGGAAUCCAUUCUGUGGCUGGAAAAAGAACUGCGAGCUUACACACGAGCUGGACAUGGACAGCUCUCGACGGAAGAGCGUGAUGCACUCCGCAGAGAACAGACAGUGACUUCCGAUCUUGAAAAGGCAUUCCGCCAGAAUCUGAUGCAGGAGAGCAGGGGAGUCUGGCUGACACCGGAAGAGGUAGAGGGGGUUCCAGAGAGAGAACUGAAGGAAUGGAAGGAAUCUGCCGAGUUGGCUGGAUCAGGAGAAGACAGCAGGAUAUUCAUCCCCUUUGCGAAUGGGGGUUAUAGAGCCAUCCUAACACACGCCACAUCUCCCGUCGCCCGCGAAAAUAUGUGGCGGGCUCAUGGCGUGAAGCUGCCCGAAAAUGUGCCCAUUCUGCAGGAGAUCGUCUCACGGCGUGAGGCAAUGGCCCAUCUGCUGGGAUAUUCAGACCAUGCGGCCUUUCGGCUAGAGGAGCGGAUGAUACAGGAUGCAGAUCAAGUUGCUACUUUCUUGGCACGAUUGCAGGAUAUAAUACGCCCAUACGCCCAGAGGGAAGUCAAUGCAUUAAAAGAGAUGAGAAGGAUGGACAAGGAUCAGGAGUGCCAGGAUGACACGCUUCCCCCAUGGGAUCGGCUGUAUUAUCAACGACAGCUAGAAACAUCGUUUCAUUGCGACCAGGAGGCCAUCGCAGAGUAUUUCCCCUUGCAACAGACAGCAACGGCAAUGCUUGAUAUCUUCGCCACGAUGCUGAAUCUCCGUUUUGACUCUGUGGAGGGAUUAACAUUCCCCUUGAUCUGGCACGAGAGUGUGCGGGUGUUCACUGUAUGGGAUGGAGAUGUCUUUCUAGGCAAUCUUUAUCUUAAUCUUGUCUGGCGGGAGAAGAAGUAUAGGGGGGAGCAGUGUGUGAUCAUGGAGCUGGGAUACUCUCAUGGUAAGAGACAGCCUCCAUCUAUCCUAUUGAUGGCUACAUUCCCAGCGAAAGAAGUCAUCCUGCUUCACCACCAUGAAACGACCAGUCUGUUCCAUGAAAUGGGCCACGCAAUUCACAAUCUGCUUUCUCACACGCAAUACGCUCGUUUCCAUGGAACCCUGCUCCCCAUUGAUUUCGGCGAGAUCCCCGGCAUGAUGCUUGAAAACUGGUGCUGGCGAGCAGACGUUCUGCAGAAGAUAAGCUGUCACUAUACUUAUCUAGAUAAUAUUCUAUCAUCUCGCUGGCGGGCCUUGCAUCCCAGACAGCCAGAUCCCCCGCGAUCCAUUCCGGAUCAGCAGAUGAAUGCCCUUCUGUGUGCCUGUCAAGGAAAGGCAUUAUACUACUCUUCCAUUCUGUGGAAAACAUGGUAUGAUGCCCAGGAAAAACUAGGAAUAGAUUUCUCCACCUGUCGUGAUGGCUUUGAUUUUGUCAACUUCGGCCAUCUGGUCAGCGGGUACGAUGCAGGGUAUUACGCGUACGUCUGCUGCGCUGCCAUCGCCCAGGAUCUAUACCGCACUUGUUUCGCGGAGGACCCAUGGCGGGGUGAGACGUGGCAGGAAUACAAAAGGCUAUUGCUUGCUUUUCUUGGCAGGGCAGUUGAGCCGGAUGCGUUGGUCUGGGGGUGGUAGCCACAGGAAACCAUGUUGUACUGUUCAUAUUGAUUAAGAGUAUAUUAAGCAUACCCAAG